Molecule: messenger RNA, 3758 nt
Organism: Ahaetulla prasina
Lineage: Eukaryota; Metazoa; Chordata; Lepidosauria; Squamata; Colubridae
Gene: PDE6B
Product: phosphodiesterase 6B
Exons: 22
Coding region: 1-2562 (853 amino acids)
Biological process (GO): retina development in camera-type eye; signal transduction
Cellular component (GO): photoreceptor outer segment membrane
Molecular function (GO): 3',5'-cyclic-nucleotide phosphodiesterase activity; protein binding
Source: RefSeq, a predicted model, not a curated record
AUGAGCAUCAACAAAGAGGAAGUUGAAACUUUCUUGGAUAGCAAUCCAGAUUUUGCCAAGAAGUAUUUCGAGAAGAAACUGGAGGAUAGAGUUUUCUCUCCCAAGAUGAACGGUGAACAGUCCUCAGAAGAUAGCAUGGGUUUUGAGGGGAUGGACCCGGUAGAAACAGAAACGCUUUUUGAGCUGAUACAAGACAUGCAGGAAAGCAUCAACAUGGAGAAGGUGGUCUUCAAGACCCUCAAAAGAAUCAGUGCUCUCAUCAAUGCUGCGUGGUGCAGUCUGUUUAUGUACAGGCAGCGAAAUGGCAUCCCAGAGCUGGCUAGCCGGCUGUUCAACGUUCAUAAGGACAGCACCUUGGAUGAAUGUCUGGUGGCCUCUGACUCCGAAAUUGUUUUCCCGCUGGACACGGGUGUAUUGGGCCAUGUUGCUCAGACCAAGAAGACCAUAAACAUCCAGAAUGCUCCUGAGUGCCAACAGUUUAGUACAUUUGUUGAUGAACUCACUGAGUCUACUACAAAGAACAUUCUUGCCACACCAAUAAUGAAUGGCAAAGACGUGGUUGCUGUGAUCAUGGCAGUGAAUAAGAUCGGAGGCCCCUUUUUCACCAGUGCAGAUGAAAAUCUGUUCCUGAAGUAUCUCAAUUUUGCCUCCUUGAACCUCAAAAUUUAUCAUCUGAGCUACCUUCAUAAUUGCGAAACACGAAAAGGUCAGGUUUUACUGUGGUCAGGCAAUAAAGUAUUUGAAGAACUGACUGACAUCGAAAGACAAUUCCACAAAUCUUUUUACACAGUGAGAGCGUAUUUGAAUUGUGACAGGUAUUCAGUAGGUCUUCUGGAUAUGAAUAAGCAAAAGGAAUUCUUUGACUUGUGGCCAGUACUAAUGGGUGAAGUUCCACCUUAUUCAGGACCUCGAACUCCAGAUGGCAGAGAAAUUGCCUUUUAUAAAGUCAUUGAUUAUAUUUUACAUGGAAAGGAAGAAAUUAAAGUUAUCCCAAAUCCCAAAGAAGAUCACUGGGCACUGAGCAGUGGCCUCCCUACUUAUGUAGCAGAAACUGGUUUUAUUUGCAAUAUUAUGAACAUUGCAGCGGAUGAAAUGUUUACAUUUCAGAAAGGCCCUGUUGAUGAAUCAGGAUGGAUCAUCAAAAAUGUUCUCUCAAUGCCAAUCGUCAACAAAAAAGAAGAAAUUGUAGGUGUUGCUACAUUUUACAAUAGAAAAGAUGGGAAGCCCUUUGAUGAACAGGACGAAACACUAAUGGAGUCCUUAACACAGUUUCUGGGCUGGUCUGUGCUCAAUACUGAUACUUAUGAUAAGAUGAAUAAACUGGAGAACAGAAAGGACAUCGCACAGGAUAUGGUGCUUUACCAUGUACGAUGUAACCAGGAGGAACUUCAAGAGCUCUUGCCAACAAGAGAGAGGUUUGGCAAAGAGGUGAAUGAAUGUAAAGAGGAUGAACUGAUGGAACUUCUAGAAGAAAUGCUUCCAGAUCCUGAAGAAUGUGAAAUUUACGCCUUUCACUUUUCUGAUUUCGAACGGACUGAACUUGAUCUUGUAAAAUGUGGCAUUCAAAUGUAUUAUGAGCUUGGAGUGGUGAAAAAAUUCCAAAUUCCACAGGAGGUCCUGGUGAGGUUUGUUUUUUCAGUCAGUAAAGGUUAUCGAAAGAUUACCUAUCACAACUGGCGCCAUGGCUUCAAUGUUGCGCAGACUAUGUUCACCCUCCUUACGACAGGUAAAUUGAAGCAGUACUACACAGAUCUUGAAGCCUUUGCCAUGGUCACUGCAGCUUUGUGUCAUGAUAUUGACCACCGAGGAACCAACAAUCUUUAUCAGAUGAAAUCUCAAAAUCCCUUGGCAAAACUUCAUGGCUCAUCCAUACUAGAGAGACACCACUUGGAAUUUGGCAAAUUUCUGCUCUCCGAAGAGUCCCUGAACAUCUACCAGAAUCUCAACAGGAGGCAGUAUGAACAUGUAAAUCACUUAAUGGAUAUUGCCAUUAUAGCCACCGAUUUAGCACUGUAUUUCAAAAAGAGAACAAUGUUUCAGAAAAUUGUUGAAGAGUCAAAGACCUACAAUGAUCAGAAAAAGUGGGUUGAAUAUAUGUCUCUGGAAACCACGAAGAAAGAGAUUGUUAUGGCUAUGAUGAUGACCGCCUGUGACUUAUCCGCUAUUGCAAAACCCUGGGAAAUCCAGAGUAAGGUGGCAUUACUUGUAGCAGCUGAAUUCUGGGAACAGGGAGAUCUGGAAAUUUCUGUACUUCAACAACAGCCUAUUCCUAUGAUGGACAGAAGGAAAGCUGCUGAGCUCCCCAGACUUCAAGUUGGUUUCAUUGACUUUGUGUGCACAUUUGUAUACAAGGAAUUUUCACAGUUCCACCCUGAAAUUCUGCCAAUGUAUGAAAGACUGCUCAACAACCGCAAAGAGUGGAAAGCUCUGGCUGAUGAGUCCGAAGCAAAGAUGGUAGCCUUGCAGGAGGAACAGAAGAAGGACCAAAAAACAGAUGCUCCUAAAGCACCAAUGGCCAAUGGAGGACCUGUUACCUCAUCUUCAACUUGUUGCAUUAUUUAGGUCAACACUUAACAUUAUAAGACUACAAUAGAUCAACAGUACUUAAUGGCUGUUUCACAUAUACAGCAUCAGAACUAGUUUUGCCAGGUGUACAGAUGAACAAGAGCCAUAGCAAUGCAGAUCUAGAAAAGCACGUAUGUAUUUUCAAAUGUGCUUCAUGCAAAUUCUGCAUUUAUACCUCUCCUUGAAAAAUGUAGCUAUAUAGCUAAAGAUGCUGCCAUAUGUUCUAAAGUUGUCCUGGAACAUGAAAUGUAUAUAGAAUAGAAUUUUUUUUAAUAGAAUAGAAUAGAAUUUUAUUGGCCAAGUGUGAUUGGACACACAAGGAAUUUGUCUUGGUGCAUAUGCUCUCAGUGUACAUAAAAGAAAAGAUACGUUCUUUUCUAUAUGUUGCUAGAGCUACAUGAACAUUCUGCAUCACUGAACUAACUCUCUGCCUCCUGUGGUAUUUUGUGACUAUAUUAGAAGAAAUCUAGAAUAAUCUGCUUCUCAAGGCUGCUUUAUAAAAUCAAGGGCCAAUCAUGGCUGAAGUAGUUUGAAAUUAAGCAGAUUCAUAACAAAGCUUUGGGGGACCUAAGGUGCUCUCAUCAAUAACCCCUACAAUGAAUAAUUUCAGAGCAUCAUAUACGAAGGAGAGACUAAUCUAUAGAUAGGAUGCAAUCAGCCAUCAAAGGGAGAAAAAUGAAGUCUAUUCCCAUAUAAAUCGCUAGGGAACAGACCCACCAUGAUCACGAAUCCUACUUUUGCAGGACAUUAAGUUGCAGUCCUUGUUUCAAAUGUACAGUAGAGGGUCUAAAGCAGGGAUGUCAAACUCACAGUGUCACGGAGACAUCAUGUGAUGUAGCGGGACUUCCCCCCCCCACUUUGCUAAACCGGGAGUGGGCAUGGCCAGCGCAUGAUACAUCCGUCCCCAGGCCAGCAGCUUGACAGCCCUGGUCUAAAGCUUCAGAUUUGGACAUUAGCUUUUGCUUAUUCUUACAGAAUACUUCCUUUUUGUAUUGACAGAAGUAAAUCCCAGGUUAACACACACACACGCACACACACAAAUGUGAGGCUUCCUUUCAGAUGCAAACCAAUUAUUUGUUGCGAGCAAUUUCUGUUUAAAGACCAAAUAAACGCUAAAACUGUCCAGAAGAGCAAAUGCAGUUCAUUUUCAUGUCAGGGAUAUGAUGGGGAAGCAGAGCAUAUAAGCAUUUGAG